AAUAUAUUAGACUAAAUAUCCUAUUAAGUGUCUUAUUGGUGGUUCUAUAUUUGCCUUUGUCGCCCUAACUCUCUUCCUUCUUGACGUUUAUACUCAAUUACUAAUCAUCUCAUGGAACAGAAUCCUUCUUGACAAGUAAAUAUUACGCUCCGCUAAUCAAAAAUUGCCAGCAUCGUAUGAAACCCGGAGGUUUAUAUCUGUGUUCACACGAGCCCACUUUUAUUGUUAAAGACGAAACAAUUUUGAGGAUGGCCUCUUUGCUCAAUAUACAGCAUGAACUUGAGGAGUCCAAAGAAGAGCCUCGAAAACUACCAGAUGACACAAUGAAGGUGAUCCAAGUUUGGGUAGUAUGCGCCCCAUCCAAGUAAAAGCCAAAAAUCUGUGUUUAAGGGAAUGGUCAGACCCAUGAUCCACUCUCUGUCGACAGUUGAGCUCGUAAAGCGGGAUAACUAUCUUUUACACUCCACGGUUGUAGUGCCGUUCGAAAGUUCACUGGCACGAAUUACCAGCACUGGUUUGCCUGUGCUUAAUGUCAUGAUUGUAUAAAUGUGGGGUUGGUUUUAGUUUUUUGAUGGGGAGAAAUCGCAGUGUCGUUUUAGACUUAUAUAUUAUGAUUUGAUAUUAAUCACCCGUUUGUUUAAGUAACACUGAAUCCUUUGAAGUCUGUAAAUUUUAUAAAUUAAUUAUUUGAGAAUGCAUUAAACCACUCGUUUAUAUAAAACUAACCUAGCAAAGGAGGGGUUAUGUUGUGACGAAUGAUGUGGAGAAUGCGUGGUAGAACACAAGUAACUGUGAUUGCAUUGACUAUUGCAACUUUAAUCUUAAUUUUAUAUAGAAUGUCAGCAAAUGAUGUUACAACACCCAGUAUUAUGAAGGAAAUUAAUGUUCAUUUGACUAAAAUGGAAAAUAUUAAUGAAUUUUCAACAGUCACACAAAAAACAGAAGAAAAGUCAAGGCAGCAAGAAUAUGAAGCUCGCAUAAUGGCUGAUGUUCGAGGAAAAGGGGCAUCUGAAGACGAUAGACUGGGCAGGAGACUUAUGUUCCCAAAUGACCACAAUAUUCAUUCUGGUGAAAAUCGUGCAAAUGACGUAAAAGAAGAUUUAGGUGGUUCAUGGAGCAGUGGUGUACACCCAUUCAGAGGUAACCGAGUAGUCCACUUAGAUCUUAAAGGAGCACCACCAAGAGUUUCGUACUAUGAGGACUUCUUUCCCUUGAUACGUUCCUUGGGUGCAACAGGUAUUCUUAUGGAAUAUGAAGACAUGUUUCCAUUCAGUGGGCCACAUCUGCAAGAUUUACCUGCGUAUAAUGCCUAUUCCGAAUCGGACAUUCAGCGUAUUUUACAGCUAGCCACAAACAAUGGCUUAGAAAUAAUCCCACUGAUUCAGACUUUUGGCCAUCUGGAAUUUCUGUUGAAACUACAGAAAUUUUCUGAACUCCGUGAGGUGCAGAAGUACCCUCAGGUGAUAUGCCCAACUCACAAUUCCACAUUUGACUUACUGUCAACUAUGAUUGACCAAGUAGUGGCAUUGCAUCCUGACAUUAAAUAUCUUCAUAUUGGUUGUGAUGAGGUUUAUUAUCUUGGAGAGUGUGUGCGUUGUGGAUUGACUAUGGUGGACCAUCAGUGGAGCAAGAAGCAGCUGUUUUUACAUCAUGUCAGUCGACUUGCUAAAUAUGUGCGGGAUAAGCAUCCAGGCGUGACACCACUAACAUGGGAUGACGAAUUCCGAGAACUGACGGCACCAGAAUUAGAGGAGUGGGGCAUUGCCAAAUUACUAGAACCUGUGAUAUGGAAGUAUACACCUGAUGUUGCCAGCUACAUUGCACCUGAGGUGUGGGACAAAUAUGCAGAGGUAUUUCCAGCUGUAUGGAUUGCAAGUGCUUUCAAAGGGGCUACAGGAUCAGAUAAAUAUAUUACUGACAUCAGCUAUCAUCUGGAAAAUCAUCAGUCAUGGAUGGACAUAAUUUCUUCAUAUUCUGGUCAGCUAAAAUUCAAAGGCAUUUUUAUUACUGGGUGGCAAAGAUAUGACCAUUUUUCAGUGCUGUGUGAGUUGCUACCUGUUGGAAUCCCAUCUCUAGCAGCUAGCCUCGCUUUCAUCCAUUCUAAUAACAGAGGGACAGCAUUAAUACCACAACAAGUACUAGAUAUAUUGAAGUGCGAUGGUACAAUACCAAUGAGCCCAGGUGCAGGACGAACCAGAUGUAAUUUUCCUGGUGCUGCGGUUUUAGACGCAGUAGAACGUCUGUAUACCCUGCACCUCAGUGUGGACCGGAUGUUGGCUGAUUCAACAGUGAAGGGCUGGAUGACUUCCUACAAUGUAGAUCAUGGUUUUUCAAGUCCUUCUCAUGUGGAACAUGCGACAGCAGAGCUAGACCGAUGCAAAAUGGAAUUGGUCUACAUAGAACGGGACAUACGGUCAGCAAUGUCUGAUGUGUAUGAUCGGUACACAGUUGCUGAAUGGGUAUCUACAUUCCUUCGGCCAUUGGAUACACGGCUGCAGUCACUGUGGGAUGCAAGGGAAAAGCUUCUUUCACGUACACACUGGCCCAAACGCCCUCUUGACAUUUUAAAAUCAUCUGUCACCCAUAACUUAUAAUAAAGAAUACAGUCUUAGAUAAUUGUAUUCUUCAUGAUCAUCUGAGAUGACACCAGUGAGUGAGCAUCGAGAAACCACUAUUAUGGUUGUGGUAAUCUUUACUUUCAACACAAUAGGCCAGCAUUCAGAAAGGAUUUUACACAGAAGAAAAUUCUUCAGUUUUAAUGAUCUGUAAUAUGGCUGUUAACAUUUUGUGUGUGUGAUAUGGGUGAAUGAUGUGGGAAAGGAAGUGUGUUUUCCUCUAACAUUAUCAGCUGUAGAACCAUUUAUGAACAGCUGUAGUUUUUCAUAGGAAAAGUGAAAAAGAAAAGGGCUAGUAACAAAUUAACUUUAUAAUUGCUUUUCCCAAAACUUUAUGUUCAGGGGAAAACAGGUGAUUUUUUUUUAAGUUUCUUAUGACAUAGAAUCUGACCAUUACCUGCUUUGUCAUAAACAAGCUAGUAAGUAAUACAUCAUUUUGUUCAAUACUCACUUUCACUGCUUUUAGCUUAAAUCUGCGAACAAAAGAUUUUAGAUGUUUUUACAUAUGUUUCCUGGGAAUGCAACAUUUACGUAAAUCAUGUUAUACCUGUUUGUUGUUAAAUAAGUUAUUGGUAGUUUAAAAGAUCUAUACCAGAAAAUGCUUACAUAAAAGAGAUAAGUAAGACAUAUUUUAGGUUGAUGGUCUUUGGACAUAGUGAUAUGUGCAGAUAGCUGUGUAAUGUUUUAUAUUUAUCUGUUGUGUAAUUCUUAUUUUAAAUUUUGUGUGGUUAUAAUUUAAAAUAAACGACCGACAUAAAAUGGAAAUGUUUUAGGAAGAAGAAAAUUUAAAAGAAAUGUACACUCAGUUGUUCACAACAGUUUGAAAGGGUACAUGGGAAAUAAAGUGGUUUAUUUCCUUUCAGGAAAUGCAGUGUCUGGUUUUCAUGUGAAUAUUUAACUGUACAUAUAAGUGGGUAGCUUACAUUAGUUUUAACAGCAUGGUUUCUUAACAGAACUUAGAGGUUAAUGCCAAAAAAUCCCUUUACAAAAAAGUAUGGUAGCCAAAAAGUGUUGUUUUGUUUUCAACUUAUCAGUAGAAUUGAAUAUAGACUGUAGUGAGGUAUAGAUCGAAAAUAGUUUUUUCUGUGGAUUUAAAUUUAUAUUAAUACAUUUAUUGUAAAAGAGUGGUAAUUGUUUAAACAAUCCCAAAUAUACAUAAUUUUAAUAACAUAUACUAUAAUGCUUAAUUUGUACUGCAGGCAUGUUAUGUGACUCAAAUGCAAACAUUUGAAUUAGAAAUACUAUUAUUCAUUAUCAAACUGUUUCUAUAAAAUCUCAAGAGUUCAAAAUAAUAGUUAUAUGUUAUAUAACAUGUAUUAACACAACAAAAUUGUGUUAUUUUCAUACUUUUACCACUUAACAGUACAGUAAUAGAAUAGCAUGGGGAAAGUUGUAGCAUUACUCUCUCUUGCAUCCUCCAACUAUAUGGUAAAAGUAUGUGAAUGACGUCUACACAAAACAGGCUGUAAUAUACAUAAGAGUAAAAGAGUUGGAGAGAAACGAAAGUUUAGUUUGCAAGUACAUGUUUGUAUAACAUAUGCCUCUAUAAAUCUUGCCUUUAGUAAAUUCCAGAAGUGGAAAUUUAAGAUAAAACAAGCAUGGAUUUCUUUUUUAACUAAAAGAGUGCUGAUACUCAGAUGCGACAGAGGAGUGGUGAUAAAAGUAUUUUGCUCUGCCUCUCCCUCCUUUAAAACACCAGUAUAGUCACAGCUUUUAUGUUAAUGUUUUAUGGAAAAUGGGCACUGGUAUGGUGUACCAUUGUAUACUGCCAGAAAAAAGUCUGGACAUGGAUAAUUUUCAACCCAGUUAAUUUGCAUACUGAUAAUCAAGAGUGUACUACAGUAUAAAAAUAACAAAAUAUAUUUCAAGUCAAUGUACAUAUUUUCAUAAAAAUUAAUGAAAUAUAAGUGCAUAUGCAUAUUAUAUUUUAUGUAUUAGAAAAUGUAGAAGCAAUAUUUUAUUUAGACAGCUGCAGAAGCAGUGAGUUGAGAAACCAAAGAUGCAAUGCAUAAUAAGACACCUAGUUUCUUCUUCAAGCAUAUGAACUAGUACACUUGGAAUUGGUCAUGUAAUCACACAAUAGUGUAAUGUUAUAUAGUAGUUAAUUAUUUUCGUGCAUGACUAUGAAAGAGAAGGAAAAGAAAAAUGGGAUGCUCAGAUCCUGAGGGACGGAGUAGUAGUGCAUUGAAGUGAAAUUUUACAAAAAGGAAUAGUAAUAAUUCACUAAUGUAUCUUAUGCAAAGUUCAUGAAACUGAUAUUCAUAAGCAAAUGAUUCCAAAACUGUGUUCUGUGAAUAUCCACAGUCCUGCAGGCAGGUUCUUCAAAUUCUUUAUGAUUACUGACCUCUCUUUGCAUAAACUUACAAAUGAAAACAUUUUUAGUCAGAAGUAAUGUAUAGCAUGAUACUACCAGAGCUACUUUGGAAAUACAUAUGCCUACUAUACCUAUAAUGAGAGUUUGAUUGAUUUUAAGUUAUUUAAUGACUGUUUCAACUGAAAAGUUUAUAUAGUAUCAUGUCAAAUAUAUGAAAUAGUACUAGUGUUUGUGUUGAAUUUCCUUUUUCUUUUCUUUUGUAAAUGGCACUUCAGUGAUAUGUUCCAUUACAUAUUUUAAAAUAAAACAAUAUAUUUAAUAUCUGAAGGUCAUAAGAAAGGUUGUGGACCAUGCAUAUGUUUAGCAAGUACUCACAAAGGCUACUGGUUAGUGCUUUUUAAGUGGAGUUAUCGAAUAUAGUGAGAAAUUUCAUGAGAUAUGAACAUCAUUUAUCAGCAUCUCAAAACCAUAAUAUACUUGUGAGAAAUUGAUGGAUGAUGCAACAAAGGUGUUUUACAGAAUGUAACAUGUAAAUAUUGUGAUUGGUGCAUGUACACAGUUUUUGUUGAUUUUAAUAGAUGGAAUUCACAUAAUGGCUCAUAAUAUGAAAGGGGAUUCUACAGGUUGUGAGCAUGGGGCACUGGUAAUUGUCUACGUACACCAGCCCAGUUGUGUAGCAUUAUUUGGAGAAUUUGCAACAAGAGCGUGCAUGUCCCUUUCACCCCACUUUACACUUCUUUGAUUUCCGUUAUUUGCUUGCCAAACAAAAACUUCCCCAGUUCUUGUCCUUUUUGUACCUGUGACUUUAAUUCUAAUUUAGAGUGUCAGCAUUUUCUGAGGCUGAAAGAGUUUUGAUGUAAUAAAAAUCCCUGUGUCAUGUUGGAUCCACUAUUCCCAUUCCAACUGGAACAACUGCACACCUCUAACAUAAAUACAUUCAAGUUUUACAUUUGUAAUACCUCAGUUACCCAACUUGAUAUGUGUGUACAUGUGAAAUUGAAAGUUUUAUAAUUCACAACUCUCUAAAGAUGAUUCUUUAAAUGAUAGAAAUCAACAUAAUCUGUGCAUCUCACUCUUUUAGAGUAGGAAGUGCACAGUAGCCUUGGAAAUUACAAAAUGAUUGUGCAUUAUUGAAACUGUCAGAUCUAUUUAGGAAGAAAUCUUUGAAUAUAGGAAAUUAUCCAGUUCUGUUCUCAGUCAGUAGUUAUAAAUAUCUGGUGUUUGAAGAAUACAAAUACCCUGAAUGAAUAAGAUUGUUGGAUUAU
This is a messenger RNA of Zootermopsis nevadensis, 6194 nucleotides long. RefSeq names its product hexosaminidase D. The record is from RefSeq and is a predicted model, not a curated record. Gene Ontology annotation, biological process: carbohydrate metabolic process. Lineage: Eukaryota; Metazoa; Arthropoda; Insecta; Blattodea; Termopsidae. Gene Ontology annotation, molecular function: hexosaminidase activity.